CUAAAUAAAAUUGCUGAUAAAGAUAACCAACUGUUUUCUGAAAUGUGUGGUACAUACUCUCGUAGAUCCUCUUUAAAAAGGCAAUGCAAGGAGCGAAUUAGUUUAUUUGAUUACAAUCCAAUGUUUAAUCUUCGACUCAAAAGAACAAAACCAACUUGCUCAACAAAACUAAAAUUUCCUGAUCACACUGAUGAAAAUAAGAAGAAUCAUGAAAACUCUGACAGCUCAAAUUAUCCAUUCAAGAAACCUGAAAACACUAGACAAGAAGAAUUGACUGAUAAUCUUUCAUCAUUAGUUAAUUCAAUCCAGUCAUGUCACAAUUUACAAGAAGAAUCUCCUGAAGAGCAGUUGAAAGUAAAAAAUAAUUUGCCUGAAAAGGAGCAGACAGAAAAUGGUUUAAAUUUGUUGCCUAGUAAGAAAGCUAAAAGUGACUUCAUUGAACAGAUCUCAAAUAUUUCUGAAAUAAAAAUCAAGUCUAAGAAGCAGUCGAAGAAAAAGAAAAAGAAGUUGUAUAAAAGUUUAUCUAUGUCUGGUGGUGGAAAUUUUGAUCAAGAAAGUGCUGAAUACCAUUCUUCUUACAGCAGCACAGAAUUACAAACAGGACCCUGUGAAAUUAAGAAUGGAGUUAUUAAAAUUCGUCUUAGUAAAUUGCCAGAGUGUAGAAAAUCUAAUGCUGAAAAUGAUUAUGAAGUGUCUAUCUGUGACUCUGCUCUAAUUGGCUGCAAAACAUUAUCAGUGCCUUUAAGUCCAUUGUCACCUGCUGUAUAUUCUGCUUACUGUGAAUCAUUUAAAGUCAAAAAGAAGGGUCAUUCAUCCAGUAAAAUAAAACAUUUGUUUAAAAAGAAGUCGAAGAAAAACGGAGUGCUUCAAGGGAUUUCUGUAGCUGCUAAAAUAAAUGACUCCCUUAAUAGCAUAUCAAAUGAAUUUGAGCAUGAAAAAAAUAAUAAAUCUAACCCCGAACCUGUUGCUAUAAAUAGUGAAGAUAACAUUUCCAGUACUGUAAAUUCAUGUGAGAAUUUAAAGGAGGAAAACGAGUGUAAAUUUCAGCCAACCAUAGAAAAACUUGAUGUUUCUUGUAGCUCUAAAUUAAAAGAAUCUCCAAUUUCCUCCCAUUCUCGAGGAUACUGCACUAAAAUUGAGUCUGAAGCAUAUGAUGAUUUUCCUGUCUCAGAAACAUCAAAUGCAUUUAGCAGCAAUUUAUCUGUACAGAAAACAUGUUCUAAUUCUUUUGAAACACGUAAUUCACAAAUAUUGUGCUCAAUUAAUUUAUCCCUUCUUGACAGGGUUCCAGUUAGAAUAUGCGCUUCUCCUAAACAUGAUAGUAAUGAUUUAAAACUCUUUAGUGGUAAUAAAAAGGUAGAUGACAAUAAUUUAUCUGAUGCUAGCAAUGAAAAACACAGCCUAAACUCCAGUUCUACUAUUUUAAACAACAAUAGCGAUAGUGUUAUAAAAAGGGAAAUAGAAACUCCUCCAAUUUGUCAACCUACCAAUGCCCUCUUUGAUAAGUUGGAAAGUACAAAUUUGCCAGUGCCUAACACAGAAAAUAGUCUGAAUGAAUCAUGCACAAAUGCAGAUCCUGCUCUUUCUUAUGAAAUGACUCAUCCUGUAGAAAAAGAAUUUUCCACAAUAAACAUUUCAGAGAAUGAAAAUGAUGUUCAUCUAUCAUCCAAGUUAAUGUCUGCUCAGAAUGAUCUCAUUUCUGUUCUAAGAUGUGAUGUUCCUCCUAAACUUCAUUCAUCUGUUCUGCCGCAUUCUCAACUUAACAAAGUAAAAAUCGAAUUUCCAGAUACAAUGUCUAGUCGCCAUGAGAAAUGGAAUGAUUUUCCAGAGUAUAACUGGUGUCAUGACCUAAAUGAUAUAGGUUUCAAUGCAGGACUUUUCAAAGAACAGUUAUCAUUUAAUGUUACCAGUCACAUGCAUUGGCAAGACCCUGAGUUAAAGAAACAAUAUUCAUCUGAGUACUACUUAAAUGAAGCUAAAAAGCUAAAGCACCAAGCAGAUAAAGAGAUUGAUAGGAUGGUUCAAGCUAUGAAAUAUCUUGAGGCUGUUCUAUAUUUUAUUUUGACUGGAAAUGCAAUGGAACACAGUUACAUUGAUACUGACAGAGUACAUACAAUGUACAAAGAAACUUUGGCAUUAAUCAGGUUUAUAUCUUCGAAGUUUCAAAAGUUGCAUAAUGCAUCAUGUCGAAAUAUUGACAACAAACUUACUGUUUUGAGUCUUAGGUGUCAAUCUCUCUUAUAUUUGAAACUGUACCAACUUAGACGUGAUGAAGUUCGAUUUCUUCAUCGAAGCAUCACGGCUUUUCUGAAGUCAGAAAACGUUGCAUUUCCUGUUCAAAGUUCUCCUUUUCAUAUUCAAAAUUUCAAGCAAAGCAUAAAACAUUCUCAAAUUUUGCCACCCGAACAAGCAUCACCCUGUUCCUUGACACCAUCUCCUGCUGGAAGUGUUGCAUCUGUUAGCUCACAAAGUAGUGGUUACAGUAGCAGUGAACUGGGAUGGAGCUCAACUUGUAAUCCUGGAAAUUUGAAUUCAAAGACUGUAUUUGAUGAUAUAGUCUCAGUCUCAAAUAGCAAAUACAAAAUGUUGCAACAACAAAGCUCAUACCUAGCAAAUUUACAUUUGUGUCAUGAUCUUUGGGAGCAUGCUGAUUAUCUUAGUUCUAAAGAGCAUUCAAGAGAAUUUUUCUUGGAGUUAGACGAAGAAUGCGGCUGCUUAAGCUUGCACAGUCCUUUUUCUGCAUUAGUUCAUUAUGUGCGGAAAGGUCUGUACAAACUGAAGGAUGGCACAUAGUUUUUUUUUUAAGUUUGUUUUCAUUUAGCAUUUCAGAGCUUGCAUACUAGAAAAUAGGACUACUUUUAAUUUGAUAAUAAAUGAAAAACAUAGGUUUCUUUGUACAGACUAUUUUUGUACAUAGUUAACUGCACAAUUCUUUAUAUGGCUUGUUGAUAACUUUUGCAUUCAUAAUACAUUCAUUGUUUUAAAGUCAUCUUUAUUUAUUGUUCAUUAUAUCAUGAAUCCUUAAAUUAUACCUAGUUAGUACUUAUACAUAUGUAUAUAGAUAUACAUAUUCUUAAUGUGCAUAGUAGACUUGCUGCUGUUUUUAUAAAUGUGAGAAAUGUUCUUGUUGUUAGUGUUAAAAAUAUUUUAGCUUUAUUAAUUAGUAAUAUUGUAUUGACUUGUUUUAUUUUUAAUGUACAGUUUUGAUUUGUAAAUACAUUAGUUAUAUAGUUUUUAACUCUUGUAGUAUUUUAAAUGUUGUACUGAAAAUACUUUUAUCUAUCUUAUAAUUAGCAAUUUUAUUUAGUACUGAAAUUCACAGCUGUGUUGCAGCAAUUAUAAUAAAAAUUACAUAAGUAAUUUUUUAAAGGAAUAGUUAAUUCUUUUACAAAAGCCUGUUCACUACAUUCAUUAAUAAGGCAUAUAAAAGCAUUCUUCUCUUAAAUAUAAAGAAAUAAUGCAUUAGUGCAGUU
This is a messenger RNA of Uloborus diversus, 3473 nucleotides long. Its product is annotated as AF4/FMR2 family member 4-like. The record is from RefSeq and is a predicted model, not a curated record. Gene Ontology annotation, cellular component: nucleus; super elongation complex. Gene Ontology annotation, biological process: regulation of gene expression. Bases 43 to 2793 code for a protein of 916 amino acids. The transcript has 14 exons. NCBI's taxonomy places the organism in Eukaryota, Metazoa, Arthropoda, Arachnida, Araneae, Uloboridae.